UAAAUAGCGGAUGUGUGCCGCAGACCGGCAGAUUAGACCGGCUCAACGCGAUCUGUAGACAUUGAGAAUAGCUCGGGACAUUGAACCUGAACGGACGAGGCUCCUGCUUAAUUAAACAACCACCGUCCUCCUUUUCUAUCCCCUUUUUUUUUUUUUUUUUUACCCCGGGAUCUAAGCGACUCGGUUCUUGUGUGCUGUUCGGCUAAGGGAUGCCCAGAGAGCUGACCCAGAACAGGAUCCAAAAGAUCUGGGUGCCCACCAAGGAUGACAAGCCGGCACCCCGGAGAGCGGCCGGUGCCCCGCACUUCGCCAACCCCCCCACCGUCAUCGUGAUGGUGGGUCUUCCGGCUCGAGGCAAGACGUACAUGUCCAAGAAACUCACCCGCUACCUCAACUGGAUCGGCAUGCCCACCAAAUUCUUUAACGUGGGGGAGUACCGCAGGGAGGCGGUCAAGAACUACAGCUCUUAUGACUUCUUCAAGCCCGAUAACGAGUGUGCCGUUAAAAUCAGGCAGCAAUGUGCCUUAGCAGCCUUGAGGGACGUCAAGUCCUAUUUGAAAGACGAGGGAGGCCAAGUAGCGGUCUUCGAUGCCACAAACACGACAAGGGAGAGGCGAGACAUGAUCCUCCAGUUCGGCAGUGAUAACGACUUCAAGAUCUUUUUCAUCGAGUCCGUGUGCGAUGAUCCCAGCGUCAUCGAGUCGAACAUCAUGGAAGUGAAGGUGUCGUGCCCCGACUACCGGGACUGCAACCAGACGGACGCCAUGUUGGAUUUCCAGAAGAGAAUUGAAUGCUACAAAACCAGCUACCAACCUCUGGACCCCGAUCAGCACGACAGGGAUCUCUCCUUCAUCCAGGUGAUAGACGUGGGUCGGCGUUUCCUCGUCAACCAAAUCCAGGAUCACAUCCAGAGCAAGAUCGUCUACUACCUGAUGAACAUCCACGUCCAGCCCCGCACCAUCUACCUGUGUCAGCACGGAGAGAGCACCGACAACCUGGAGGGGCGGCUGGGUGGCGACGCAGGCCUCUCGCCGCGGGGAAAGCAGUUUUCAUCUGCCCUGGCUCGGUUUGUGGAGGAGCAGCAGCUGACGGAUCUGAAGGUUUGGACCAGCCAGCUGUGUCGCAGCAUCCAGACCGCAGAGCACCUGGGAGUCCCGUACGAACAGUGGAAGGCUCUCAACGAGAUAGACGCUGGGAUGUGUGAAGAGAUGACGUACGACGAGAUGAAGGAGAAAUUCCUGGAAGAGUUUGCUUUGAGAGAUGAAGAUAAAUACUACUAUCGCUACCCUGCUGGAGAGUCCUACCAGGACCUGGUCCAGCGGCUGGAGCCGGUCAUCAUGGACCUGGAGAGGCAAGAGAAUGUCCUGGUGAUCUGCCACCAGGCCGUCAUGCGCUGCCUGCUGGCCUACUUCCUGGAUAAGAGUGCAGAGGAGAUGCCCUACCUGAAGUGUCCCCUCCACACAGUGCUGAAGCUCACCCCGGUCGCCUACGGAUGCAAGGUGGAGUCCAUCUCUCUGAAUGUGGAGGCGGUGAACACCCACAGAGACAGGCCGGAGGAGGUGAGGAGGGGUCCUGGCACCUUGAUCAGGCGGAACAGCGUGACUCCUCUGACCAGCCCCGAGUCAAACAUCAAGAAGCCUCGCAUCGACGACCUAGAUGAGGCUCCGAUCCAGGAGCUGCCGCCAUCUGUUGCCUCGCUAGCGCUCUGCAGCCCCUCACACCUCCCUCUCGCCCUGGCCGGACAGCACUGGCUGGGCAAAGUUUGCCUAACCUGAGGAGAAACUCGUCUGGCCUCCGUGACGUCCUGCAGCCCUGCCAAUAAAACUGCACCGAUGUUUUCACGUGGCUCUAAAGGCCGGAAAGUGGACCGCUGACGAAGGCGCACUGAGCAUGAAACGACAAGGAAGAGUUAAAUGGAAGUUAUUUUUUAAAUUCUUUUUCGUAAAUUUGUCAAUCAUGGACACAAGUAACCGUACUUUUUAUUACUCAAAAAGGAUCAUGAUUAUUGAAUGACUGUCCUAUCAGAUGUUUCUGUUCAAAGACAUGUCACUACGAAGCCAGACUCUUUCUCCCUUUCUUGCCAUUGUCAGACAUUUUCUUUGUUUUCUGGGAAACCUUUAGCAUCACGUGUAUAUUGUAUUCAGACUGAAAGAGGAGAACUGUGACUCGUUUAAACUGACAGUCUUCACUGUUACAGCUCAGAAAACCGGUUUCUACUAGUUUAUUAUUUUGGAGAGACCAAAGACCAACCCUCACGGUGAGGUUAAAUCUUUCCGCCCCCCUUUCCCCCCCCCCCCCCAACUUAUGAAUGCACAGUUGAUUUAAAAAAGGAUAUUGAUUUUAGUUUACAUUGUAAACUCUUUGGCACUUCUUCGGAAGCACUGUUCUUUUUAAAAUGAAGAGCGUUGUUAUUUAAUUAUUGAAUCCUUCAUUUGAAACUCUAAAAUAAGCGAUUAUUUUGCACAACGGGGAUGAAUUUCUGUGUUUGUUUUUUUCACGUCACGGUGAUGAAGGUGUUUUUUGCCGUAGAGUGCCUGUAGCGCUUGUUUUGCAAGCCUGACGCCGCUUCUCUUGCCAUCUCUCUUGGAAUCGACAGCUCGAGAAGGGCCACCACGUUUCACCUAAUAACUCCACAUAUCACGUCGAUAUUUCACUUUUCACAGUUUGAAUAUUUAUUUUUCAGUGUGUAGUUUCGACGCUACGGUGCAUGCCGAGUUCUUAAUCUUCAAGUUCGUUUCCCUUGAUGUCCUCUUUGCUGCCAUGCUACGCACAAAUGUAAGCACCUAUAUUUUUGUUAUAACAACGCGUGCUGUUAAUAAUAUCUUUGUAAAUGUGAUUGUACAUACAACAUAACUGCACAGGAGAUGACUUCCUCGGGAGUCUUUUAAUGAAAAUGCGCGCGUAGUAUUUUUGUACUAAUGGAAGGCCGAUCUGUUGAGAACGAAGCUGCUGCUGCUUGCCUCUCUCGGUAACACUUUUGUUAACAUUUCUGCUCGAGAUACUUGAAAAUUAGUUUUUUGUAAACUGUUAUUAUAUUCUUUAUUUAUUUUCAUGUUUUGGAUGCUUGGAGCGAGGGGCCCCUUGCUUUAAUCUGAAGGAAUAUGCAUGAGGGGACAGUAUGUUGUACAGUUGAUUUUGCAUCUGCUGGACCAAUAAAUGAACUCCUGGAUCAUA
Molecule: messenger RNA, 3174 nt
Organism: Anarrhichthys ocellatus (wolf-eel)
Lineage: Eukaryota; Metazoa; Chordata; Actinopteri; Perciformes; Anarhichadidae
Gene: pfkfb3
Product: 6-phosphofructo-2-kinase/fructose-2,6-biphosphatase 3
Exons: 15
Coding region: 210-1775 (521 amino acids)
Biological process (GO): fructose 2,6-bisphosphate metabolic process; fructose metabolic process
Cellular component (GO): cytosol
Molecular function (GO): 6-phosphofructo-2-kinase activity; fructose-2,6-bisphosphate 2-phosphatase activity; ATP binding
Source: RefSeq, a predicted model, not a curated record